UUUACAAGAUGGCCGACUCCGCAUACUUCAUGAUGUGAACACGUUCGGCUCCCGCAUCAAAAUGCUCGCUAAAUGUUUGUUAACGAUGAAUUUAUCAGCGUGGAAUGUUUUCAGAAACAAGAUUUGGAAAAAAGAUAUAUAGAAUGAAACCAACAUUUCAAAUCUGAGACUUCAAUUUAUCAAAUGAAAUUUUACUUGGAGACUGGUGAUUGUGAACCUUUCAAGUGUGUUCUAAGUCUGUGCUGUGCUGGUACACCUCUGGGACAGCCUUCCUGGGUGAAUAAAGUUCACUCUCAAAAUGUCUCAUUCAGCAAAAGUACCGAAAGGAAAGCCAGCAUUGCGGGUCAAAAUUAUCAGUAUGGGGAAUGCUGAAGUUGGGAAGAGCUGCAUCAUUAAAAGAUACUGCGAGAAAAGAUUUGUCAACAAAUACUUGGCUACGAUCGGUAUUGACUAUGGUGUAACAAAAGUGACCCAAAAAGAAAGAGAUAUCAAAGUCAAUAUCUUUGACAUGGCUGGGCACCAUCUCUUUUAUGAGGUUCGAAAUGAGUUCUACAAAGACACUCAAGGAGCAAUCUUGGUCUACGAUGUCUCGAGUCGCGCGAGUUUUGAGGCCUUGGACUACUGGAUGGAAGAACUGAGCAAUGAAGUAACAAACAAGUCAGAGGCUGACAGUAUUGUCGUUUGUGUGUGUGCCAACAAGACUGACCUUCGUCGUGCUGUGGAUGAGUCUGAAGGUCGUCUGUGGGCAGACGCUCAUGGCUUCCAUUUCUUUGAGAUGUCCGCACUGUCUGGUGAAGGGGUCAAUGAGAUGUUUGAGGCAUUGUUUCAGGGCGUCGUGCAGACGUGUGAGAACGGAGGCAGGCGUGAGCCAAUCACAACGCAGCUAGGCUACACUAAAGAGCAGAUCGAGGCGAUACAGAAGUUAAAAAACGCAAGAAGUGACCAUGAGCGACUUGGACUAAUGCCGGGGGCUUCAAAGGACGAAGUGAACAAAGCAUAUCGACGGCUGGCUGUCCUACUUCACCCCGACAAGAGUGUUGCUCCAGGCAGUGAGGAGGCCUUCAAGCUUCUCGUCUCGGCCCGAACAGCCCUUCUCAAAAGGUGCCAGUGACCCAACGCGUCCAGUAGGGAACCAAUGGGUCUCACGGAGACCCAGCACAUCUUACAGAGAAUUUACACAUCUCUUGGUGACCCAACUCGUCUCAUACGAUAUGAAUUGCAUAUCUAAUUACGGUCUCUUUUCUUUUCUGAGACUGAUUUAAGUUACCAGCUUCUUCCUUUCAGUCAGAAGGAAAAAGAAGCUGAGUUAUAUAUAUCAUUGUUGUCAUUCAACAUUUUUGUUUGUCAAUAUUUUUUUUCAAACUCGAAAAUCAAAUGUAUGUUUUACAGUUUGAUGACUCACAUCGAUUGAUCAUAGUCUCAUUUUUCUUUUAAAAAGAAAUAGAUUUAAAUGGAUUCAACAUUUUUUAAAAACAUAGUAAUACUUUGCCUGAAGUUCAAUAGUUUUUUUUGCUCAUCCUGAACACUGAAAAUCUAGUAUUUUGACUUACGACUAUGAUGAAUGACAGGGAUGAUAUAUGGACACAACAGUGGUUGUACUGUUUGGGGGUAAAAAUGUAUGAGACAACAGACAGACAUACAAGACAAGACAGAUGGCAGGGGAAAAGGGUUUGGCUGAACCCGAUUCUUCAUUUAAUCAUGGACAAACUUGCUUGACUUGAAUCUGUAACUCACUGCCUACCAGCUGCAUUUCCCAUUACUCUCUCCUGUGUACCCGCCAUUUCAAAUGUGUAUCUUUUAAAUUAUCCCUACGAAACAACUAACUGAUGUAGAGUCGUAAAUAUAGUUGCGAUAAAAACUCAAUAAAAUAAAUUAUGAACUUGAAACCGCAAGGGCUGCAGUAAAGAUAGGUAGUUGACACAGUCUUGAGCACAGCAUUUGCAGCAUGGAUAGGCAGUGAGUUGAUGUAAGACUGAUUACUAUACGUUUAUGUCGGCAUUUUUGCUGCUGCUAGACAGGGCAGUAUUUGUAAUGAGGUUUGACCGUUCGGUCAUGCUUGAUCUUGUUGGUCCAAGGGAAGGCCUUUUUUUUUUUUCAUCUUAGCACGAGUGAGUUUGUGGUGCAAACUAGAACAGAAGAAUGUGUUGAAUCUGCACUUUGAUGAAAACUUGCAUGCGCUGUGAAAAAAACUGAGACUAGAAUGUGUGGUCUAUCUGAGUUUUAUCUUUCCUACAGAGUGUGUUUUUUUUCCAUUAUUUCAUAUUUAUGUAAACUCAAGCUUGUUGUGUAAACAUUUGUUUAGAGCUGCAACAAGAGUAUUGACUAAGGACAUAAUACUUGUCAACUUAUGUGUGUAUUAUCCAGUUCUGAUGACACAAAAUGACAAAAGAUAUGUGGUGCUUACUGUGCAGUUGAAAAUGAAAAUGGGUAAAGAUUAUGAAAAAGUGAUUUAUGUCUAUUUGAGCACAAGUCUAUUUUAGUUUCAUAAAAAGACAUUUUGAGAAUUUCAGAGCAAGACUGAUAAUUGGAAAGAUGUUGAUCCUUGGUAAAUAAAGAAUAUGUUAUGGAACAAUGAUGAGCCUUAAGCCAUAAAAAUGAGUUUGGAUUUUAUUUGUGUUCAGCCAAAUUUACCCUAAUUCCUCAAUGCAACUCUUGUUAAGUGGGCUAUCACAUAAUAUGUAAUCAUUAUAGUUAUUAUUUUUAUAUGUAAUUUGUAAUUCAUUUUGUCCUCAGAAAUUGUACGUAAGUCUUGUAUGUUGUCACUGUCACGUGACCAAUGAUUAAGUCUGAUUUUUACACACCUUGUGAAGAAAAGUAAAACAAAAAUGUUCAUUUUGCUUUGUAACCAUGGCAAUGUAUUAUAUGUUUGUUUCAUGAGUCAGUUAUUGUAUGUGAUUUGCUUUGAUGGUUGUGAAUAUUUACCCUUAAAUUAUUUGUGGUCACCUGCAUUCCUGCAUAGAUAAUUUCUAAUCCAAAUAAGGCAAGAAAGCUGUGAGAUAAUGAUUGUUUCUAUUUCAGUGUCAAUGGGAUUUUGCAGGGUAAAGUUUUGUAAUAUAGUGGUUUACAGUUUCUUUUGGACUUUGUAGUAUUUUUCGUAGCAAUUUUGGGGGGUUCAGUUGGGAUGUAGUAAAGGCCUGUUUGUUCAUAAACUGUGCCAAUCUGUGUAAUGUUCUUGUAUUAUGACCUCUAGCUGGCUACCAUAUUUGUGUCAUUCCGUCCACUAUGUGAUUGUUUUUUACUCUCUUACAACAUUUAUUGUAGUCUAUACGACAUUGCCAUCAGUAUGAUCUUAUUUAUCAGCAUUAGCUGUGGAAAUAUGUAAUUUUUGUGCUUUCAAAAGUCUCCUUCUAUGUUCUAUGACAUUUACCAUUCUGUGAGCUACUUAAAGUUCUUAAAUUUAACAUAGUACUCUGUGGAGUUGACCAUUGUUAUUAUAUAAUAAUGAACUUUAAAAUAAUAAAUUGGUUUUUUAAUCAUUGACUUGUU
Molecule: messenger RNA, 3486 nt
Organism: Aplysia californica (California sea hare)
Lineage: Eukaryota; Metazoa; Mollusca; Gastropoda; Aplysiida; Aplysiidae
Product: dnaJ homolog subfamily C member 27
Exons: 8
Coding region: 299-1111 (270 amino acids)
Molecular function (GO): GTP binding; GTPase activity
Source: RefSeq, a predicted model, not a curated record